Cyphellophora europaea CBS 101466 is the source of this 2067-nucleotide messenger RNA. RefSeq lists its product as uncharacterized. The transcript has a single exon. NCBI's taxonomy places the organism in Eukaryota, Fungi, Ascomycota, Eurotiomycetes, Chaetothyriales, Cyphellophoraceae. Bases 1 to 2067 code for a protein of 688 amino acids. The record is from RefSeq and is a predicted model, not a curated record.
AUGGAUCCUUCGAAUCGCCCACAGAGCAACAUCAACAACUGCGAUGAGCCGGUCUCGCCGCGAACAUGUCCUCACAACUAUACUGCCACGCUGAACAAUAACAGCUUGUCCCUGAACGCAGGACCAGACACCGGUAGGUUUCGACGCUCCUCUGCACCGCCAUAUACUCCCAAAGAGACACAUCAGCAAGGCAAACCCUGUCAGCGACUGAUCAAAACGCGUAUCCUACAGUACACAGGGCACACGCUCGGGAAGCGAGGCAACCAACGCUACCUCCUUCCUCCACCACCUAAACGACGCUGUCUGCAUUCCGAGCGCGCUCCCUCCGACCCAUCCCUCCAGCAUCUUUCCUCCUAUCCAGACAUCUAUCCCACAGCUGAUCGUGACCAAGCCCAACGCGCCAACCCCUUCGUGACCACCUACCACACCGACCCCGACCUCUCCCGACUCCCCCUAACCGCCCUUGAAUUCGCCUCCAUCGUGCUUCCCCCCGAGCCCGAACGCGACUGGAUCGCCGCCAUCGGCUUCGGCAACGACAACCCUGCCUCCACGAACCACCGCAACCUCAACGUGGUAGGCGUGCAUCCGCUGUUCCGCCAACUGCUGCGCCCGGCCCACGACGGCUGCAACAGCUGGCACAACAGCCGGGCGUUUCCGGACCUGUGGCGCGCGGCGCAGCUGGCGACCCGCUUCCUGAGCAACCAGCACACACUGGCGUUCUUCCACAAGAUCCUCUUCCAAGAGCCCGCGCUGCUGGAGCGGGAAAGUGAGUUCUACGGCGUGGACGUGCUGCAUCUGGCGGAGGCGCCGGAGGACACGUACGGACUGACGCAGCAGCAGAAGACGGUGACAACGGACGCGCUCGCGGCGCUGGCGCCGCAUAUCGCCAUCGCUUUCGCCACGGGCGCCGACACCCAUGCGGCCACGACCUGGGCCUACACCACGCGUGUCCCCUCUAGCAACCCGACCGCAACGCUCACAGCCCGCAGACAGCGCCACAAACCCCUCCUCACAGCCCGCACCACGCCACCCCCAGCCCAGUCCACCACCACCUUCAUCGACCCCGCCGCCCCCUCUCCGGCCGACAUCGCCCACCCCCACGCCUGGAGCCCACACCACUUGCCCGUCCUCGACAGCUACCACCCGCAAACCGCCCUGGUCCGCAGCCUAGGCUUCCGCGGCACCAACGCGCGCAUCGCCCUCUCGCCCCUCUUCCUACGCCUCCUGCACCGCCACUCCCACGCCCCCACACCCCCCUUCCACGCGCGGCAGUACGCGCUUUUCUUCCUGGCCGUCACGCUCGUGCACGAGGUCGCCCACGCGGCGUGGAUGUGUCGGUGGCCCGCCCCUGCUGCUGCUGCUGCUGCUGCUACUGCCACUACUGACGGUCACCCAGCAGAAGGCCGGAAAGAGGAAGAGGAAUACGAGCCUUUCGUCGGAUCCCAUCGCCGCGCUGAGCUGGGCCACGCGUGGGAGGCGAGUGUUUUUGGCGGGAAUUGCGUCGAGGUCCUGGGCCAGCGCGCGGCAAGCGCCGGUGGGGCGGAUAGGGACUGGAGCGACGUGUUCUCGCUGGGCGUCGGAGUUCGGACGUGGCCGGAUGGGAGGGAGCAGAUGGUCCGCUGUGGGGUUUGGGAGGGGGUGGUGCCUUUGGCUCGACUCGUCGAUGAUAGCGUCGAUGCGGGUGAUUGUGACUUGGAGGUCGAUGAGAGCAGCGGGGAGUUGGCGUGCCCAAAGGCGCAGAGCGGCGAUCGCUGGGAGACGCUGCGCAUCGUGCCGUUUCGCUUCGUGGCGGGCUUGUUUCAGGAGGCGUUCUGGGAGUGGGCGGAUGACACGACGGUGAGGGUGAAGGAGGGGAGGGAUGUGGCUGCUGGUGGAUGUCGACCGCGGCGGAAGCGGGAGGUGCAGCAGGAAGUGGUGCCGCCGUUUCGUCGGUGGAUGGAGAGGCAGGUGCGGAGUUGGGUGGGCGUAAGGUUCGAGAAUGUGGAUUGGAAUAUGCUGCGUGGGGCGAGGCCGGGGGAUUAUGAUGUUGAGAUGGAGGGGGUUCGGGCGGAAGAGGAGGAGCAUUAG